This is a messenger RNA of Aspergillus heteromorphus CBS 117.55, 1390 nucleotides long. RefSeq names its product methylenetetrahydrofolate dehydrogenase (NAD(+)). The coding region runs from base 66 to 1070 and encodes 334 amino acids. Gene Ontology annotation, molecular function: methylenetetrahydrofolate dehydrogenase (NADP+) activity; methylenetetrahydrofolate dehydrogenase (NAD+) activity. Gene Ontology annotation, biological process: purine nucleobase biosynthetic process. The transcript is spliced from 4 exons. Lineage: Eukaryota; Fungi; Ascomycota; Eurotiomycetes; Eurotiales; Aspergillaceae. Gene Ontology annotation, cellular component: cytosol. The record is from RefSeq and is a predicted model, not a curated record.
AUUGAAUUCCAUUGAACUUCCUCAGCUUGCUCCCAUCCUGUCCUUUCCUGCUCCACGGUCACCCCAUGGCUUCCACUACCGACUCGGCUCCGGCCUCCUGCAAGGUCAUGCUCUCCAAGCAUGUCGCCAAUCGCCUGGUUGCGGAGGUCCAGGAGGGCGUCAAGACCCUGGAGAGGCCGCCUCACCUGGUGGGAUUCCUGGCCAACGAUGACCCCGCCGCCCUGAUGUAUGCCCAGUGGACGGAGAAGACCUGUCAUGAAAAUGGAUUCCGUUACUCCCUCCGUGAAGUCCCGCGCGACGACCUCGAGCAGGCCAUCCUCGCGGCCAACGUCGACGCGGAAGUCGACGGCAUCAUCGUAUACUACCCCAUCUUCAACAACCGCCAGGACCAGUACCUGCAGCAGAUCGUCGACAUAAAUAAGGAUGUAGAGGGCCUCAGCCACCGGUACAUCUUCAACAUGUACCAGAACAUCCGGUUCCUUGACCCGGAGACCAAGAAGCAGAAGUGCAUCCUGCCCUGCACGCCCCUGGCCGUCAUCAAGAUCCUCGAAUACAUCAACAUCUACAACACGAUAUUGCCUUAUGGGAACCGCCUCUUCGGCCACACCAUCUGUGUUGUCAACCGCUCCGAAGUCGUCGGUCGUCCUCUGGCCGCGUUGCUGGCAAACGACGGUGCCUGCGUCUACAGCGUCGACAUCACCGGCGUGCAGAAGUUCACUCGUGGUGACGGCCUGAAGAAGGGCAGGCAUGAGGUCGUCGACCUCCAGGGCAAGACUCUCAAGGAUGUCGCGCCCCUGUGUGAUGUCGUUAUCUCCGGUGUUCCGGGCGACUCGUACAAGUUCGAUACCAGCCUCCUCCGUGAGGGUGCUGUGUGCGUGAACUUCUCCAGUGAGAGGAACUUCGGACCCGAGGUCAAGGGCAAGGCCUCUCUCUUCGUGCCCUCGAUCGGCAAGGUGACCAUUGUUGUCCUGCUCCGGAACCUGCUGAGACUCAUCCAGAACAGCAGACUAGAUGACGUGAAGCCUGCAGCCGCCACCGAGCGCCCAGGCACCCUGGAAGCCGCCUCGUAAUCACGUCCUACGACCCGUAUAUUGUCUUUUUAUAACCUGCGACGGGUGAUGAUAUUGAGCAGAGCCAGUCAUAGAUUCUUUUCCCUUUCACUCUUCUUUUCCCUUUCUCUUCUGCCAUGUCUUCUGAACCUGAGUCAUCCUUUUCAUGUAACUCACCCUGUCCUAAAAGAUAAAAGCAUUUUGAGCUAGAACGCCCUCUUCCCCCCCGCAUGGGCUCUCAUUCCCAUUGAACAAACCUACGCAUGAGAAAUGAAUAUAUACGAAUUCCUCAAAUAUACGCUUCGUCAAGACCAUAACGCGUGACCUAGCUAUUACCAAUG